AUGAGGAUCAUUUUGGCGUUGUCCUUGCCCCUCACUGCAACAUUUGUAGACUGCUACCGUCUCGCAACAAACGAGGUGGGUAACGGAACUCCAGCGAGUUCUGAGUCUGCCGGAGAUGGUGGUGUCUCCCUUGGCUUCAAAGAUGCGCCAGUGAGAGCAAUUCAGGUUGGCCUCCAAAAGGCAAACCCUUCUACCUUCCAAGAGUUUUCGUUUAUAGAGGAGGGUUCCCCCAUUGAAAGCAAGACAGGCUCAGGAAAUGAGGCAGAAAGGCGAAACUCUACACCGGAAGGAGGCUACCUCAGCGCGAAAAGAAAGAACAUCCACGCAAAGUCUUCAGUCCAUCUCACUGAGGUUGAGGAGUUCGCAAGCGUAGUCAAGAUAUUUGUUAAUACAGUCAAGGCAGACUUCGUGUCACCCUGGCAAAUGAUGGCUCCAAAGGAGCAAACCGGUUCGGGAUUUGUCGUAGAAGGCAGAAUGAUAAUGACCAACGCUCACCUCGUAGCGGAUCAGACGCGCGUGCUCGUCAGACGGCAUGGCAAUCCCAAGCGCUUUCUUGCACGUGUCCUCGCCGUCUGCCACGAGUGCGACCUAGCUUUGGUCACUGUCGACGAUGACGUAUUCUGGGAGAGAAUAAAACCUCUUGCCUUUGGAGGAGUUCCGCAGCUGCGGGAAACAGUUGUGGUCCUCGGCUAUCCCACUGGGGGUGAUCAGCUCAGUAUCACGGAAGGAGUGGUUAGUCGCGUUGGGGUGUCCAUGUAUGCUCAUUCCUCUCUUGGGCUUCUCACGGUGCAGAUUGACGCCCCUAUCAACCCGGGUAAUUCGGGUGGGCCGGCCCUAGCUGCAGGAAAGGUGGUUGGGGUGGCAUUUCAAGGCUUCAGCGAGAUGCAAAAUGUUGGAUAUAUCGUGCCAUUUCCAGUCAUUAGACACUUUCUAAACGACAUCGCCCUGCACAAGCAGCACACAGGCAUCGUAUCUUUGGGAAUCAAGGCCCAGCCAAUGGAAAAUGAAGCUUUGAAAAGAUUUAAAGGAAUGGACACCUUGCCACCGGAGGCCCUUCCAGAAAAUGUGACGGCGUCUGGCGUUCUCGUUGUGUCUGUUGAUAAAGUUCGCCAAAGCAUCUACACCCAGGGGAAAAUCGCUCUUCCACUCUCACGCUACAGUCAGAUUCCAGAGAGUAGCCCAACAGGAAAGCGCUGCGUGCGAUACAAAGCCCACGUGAGUCCUUCAACUGCGGCAUUUGACUCGUCGAUGGCAAAGUGUGAACUGAUGAAGCCUAUAUUGCUGGGAGACCAACCGGUCCCUCGUGAGAACGACACAACUGAGCAUCAGAGGAACGUGAAGGAAAUUGCCACUAGAGUUAUUUGGCAGCCAGAAAACUGGAAACCCAGCACGGCAGCUUCUUGCAGCCACUGUCGCCACCAGCAGCUCAUACAAAGCGAGAAAAGAAAGGUUUUGCAGAACCAGAAGAAAGCGAGCCAGUCUGACAUACCAGAAGCAGCUGAUGUUCAACGUGAAACUGGGCCCAUGCAAUGGGUUAAGACAAUCGUGCAAGUGGAAGACGCUGAAGGGGUUGCUGACGCUGGGGGCAGCAGACUGCUGAGUAUAGUCGAAACUAAAGAGCAACAUCUGCGACGGGUGUCAGCUCAAGGUAGCACAAGCAACCGCGGAGUUAAUGAAGAAUCAGCACCCCAAUCCGGACAGGACGCCAGGAUGGAAAGCCCACUAUUCCGAGCCGAUAUAGGAUCAGCAACCCAAUCCGGACAAGACGCCAAGACGGCGAACCCACUACUGCGAGCCGAUACAGCAGGAGUACAGGAAAGUACAUCUGCCCGAAGCGAACCACCCACGUUGGACUUGGGAGUCCUAAAAAAAGCGGAAAGAGCUGGCGCCUUAAAAUAUACGCCAACGAAGCCUAGCCGACACGGAAGUGGGGAUGAAGAUGAUGAAAGACAGAAAGGCCAGGGUCAGCCAGACCUUCGCACACAAACAGGACAGACCCCAGUUCCGGAAAAAAGGCAAUCACACACAUCCACUAUUCGCGCUAGCUUAGAAUCCCUUCUGCGCGAGAUUUUACGAGGACCGAGCAAACUGCGCCAAGUAAGGAAUAUUUUGCGAGGCCGUGGCGGUGGCGAUGAAGGUGACAGCUUGCGGGAGACAUUUUCUGCUACCAACGCGAAGCGAAAAGCAGAGCAAACAUCCAACUCUACUGAUAAAGAGCAAAACGAAGACGCUUUGGAAAAGCGUCCAGUUGUCUCGGAACUGAAACUGGCGGGGAAGAACCCAGCUGGUUUGGCUGAAUCCAAUGAUUCAAGCCCCAACUCAACAAACAGCAGCUCCAAGGAGGUGCGCAGCGAAGAGCGGACAGCGACUGAAAACAACGCAGAAGAGAAGAGAAAUCUGGAAGAGAAAUCACAAAAGCACGAAAGCCACAACAACGAAAGGGAAACAGAGGACACAGCUCUCGCAGUUGCCGCCCAUCCUCUGGUAGAUAAUCCCUAUUUCAAUCCUGCGUUCCUCGACGAGAAAGAAUUCCUCGGCUUCCGGGAAGGUGACGUUAUCCUCUCUGUUGGAAACUACAGUAUGGAUCUGGAACGAGUCUCCUUUCACUAUGCCAUCACUCAAUACUUUAAUGGAGAAACAACAUGGGCUUAUGUGCUCCGCGAUAACCGAGUCAUCAAGAUCACAGUUCCACUGAUGACGCCAAAUUUUAAGGUCCCUCCGUUUACGUGGGACAUGAAGCCAUCUUACUUCGUCUACGGCGGGUUCGUGUUCACGCCACUCAGCAAAGUACUGCUCGCAACGAAAUUGCGUAAGGAGGCACCGCACAUGUUUGAGUUCCUUGUGCAAAAACUCGACUAUCAGGAGGAAGCAGGAGACGAAUUUGUUGUUUUAAGCCUGAUCCUUGCAUCCGAUAUUUCCGUUGGAUAUGAAGUGCCACCGUGCAUCGUCCACAGUGUUAACGGCCACCAUGUCCGCAACAUGCAAGACCUCGUGCGUUUUAUCGAAGCACAAGAUGGAGAUUUCGUGGAGCUUCAGUUGGAAGCCAAUGAAGCAGACAAGUUGCAUGUUGCCAUUGACCGAAAAAAGGCCGCAGCGAUUCAACAGAAGGUCCUGAAGGACCACAACAUUGUUUCCGACAGGUCGCCUGAUCUCAUUCGCAGGAAAAAAUAA
Eimeria necatrix is the source of this 3171-nucleotide messenger RNA. RefSeq names its product trypsin, putative. Gene Ontology annotation, molecular function: serine-type endopeptidase activity. The transcript is spliced from 10 exons. Gene Ontology annotation, biological process: proteolysis. NCBI's taxonomy places the organism in Eukaryota, Apicomplexa, Conoidasida, Eucoccidiorida, Eimeriidae. The record is from RefSeq and is a predicted model, not a curated record. Bases 1 to 3171 code for a protein of 1056 amino acids.